Homalodisca vitripennis (glassy-winged sharpshooter) is the source of this 852-nucleotide messenger RNA. RefSeq names its product extensin-like. NCBI's taxonomy places the organism in Eukaryota, Metazoa, Arthropoda, Insecta, Hemiptera, Cicadellidae. The record is from RefSeq and is a predicted model, not a curated record. The annotation marks the transcript as partial. The transcript has 2 exons.
AUGAUCAAGGUAUUUAUCGCCACCUGUUUGGCGGUCGCCGGAGUCCUCGGGGAUGGUAUCUACCCCCCAUCGGUCCCACAAGGUGCUGCUGCUCCACCAGCAGCGCCUGCCCAGCCCAUUGACUUCUCCCCCACUGCACCAGCGACGCUUUCUAGGCUCACCUCAAUCGUCUCCUCCAGCAACCAGCAUUUGCCCCACCUCCGGCUUCAGCUCCGUAUGCACCACCAGGCAUUUGCACCUCCAAACUUCAGCAUUUGCACCUCCUUCACCAGCUUUUGGCCACACCUCCCCCAGCAUUUAGGCCCUCCUCCUACAGCACAUUUGCUCCCACACCUCCAGCUUUUGCUCCCCCUCCACCAGCUUUUGGUCCACCUCCUCCAGCAUUUGGUCCUCCUCCUACUACAGCAUUUGCUCCCCCACCUUCAGCAUUUUGCACCUCCUACUUCAGCAUUUGCACCUCCUUCACCAGCUUUUGGCCCACCUCCCCCAGCAUUUGGCCCUCCUCCUACAGCAUUUGCUCACCCCACCUCCAGCUUUUGCUCCCCCUCCACCAGCUUUUGUGUCCACUCCUCCAGCAUUUGGUCCUCCUCCCCAGCAUCUUCGCUCCACCACCUCCCGCGUUUAUUUCCAUCUCAAGUAGCUCCUCCUUCUGUUUCAUAUGCUCCACCAGCUCCUGCCUCCUCCUCCACCUCCACCACCUCCACCACCUCCUCCGACCAACCUCCACCCUCCAACCCCCUCCCACCUCCACCACCCGCCCACCUCCCCCACCACCACCACCUCCUCCCCCAGCAUCUGCUUCUGCACCAGGUGCACCAGCUUCCACUUACGGACUGCCUAGUUUCUAAGAAG